Linepithema humile (Argentine ant) is the source of this 6880-nucleotide messenger RNA. It is a transcript of the gene gpp, whose product is annotated as grappa. Gene Ontology annotation, biological process: DNA damage checkpoint signaling; DNA repair; regulation of transcription regulatory region DNA binding. Gene Ontology annotation, cellular component: nucleus. The record is from RefSeq and is a predicted model, not a curated record. Gene Ontology annotation, molecular function: histone H3K79 methyltransferase activity. Lineage: Eukaryota; Metazoa; Arthropoda; Insecta; Hymenoptera; Formicidae.
AAUCGCCAAAAGAAAGGAACUAGCUAGAGAGGUGGCUAUAAAAUGACAACACAAAAAGAAACAUAUGAGAAGUUACUAGACACUCUUGAGUCCAUUUUUUUCCAGUUGAUGGCUUUUACAAUGGAUAAUACAUGCAUGGAAAAAAAUAGAAUGGCCGUAACUUUUUUUAGCACAUAAGCGCGAGAAAACGGCAGUUCGAAGCGUGCGACACCCAUGAUUUGAAUCGGAUGUGCCGUCGAAAGAGCAUGCACGGCAGACGGAAGAGGCAUGACGCCAUCUUCGCCAUGUUUUGAUGUCGUCAUCCCCCCUCGAACGCUGUUUCGCCGUACAGCACAAUAGCCCGUGUUUUUUAGCGAGUGUUUUUCUCUGGAUGCACAACGCACGUUCCGGGUGGUUCCUAGUGGCUUGGCCGGUCGCGGAUUCCCCAGCACCCUUCCGGUAGCUCGUCGAUUGCAUGUACACCGCGCGAGGCUGGAUAACCCUCGUCCUCGUAGAAGGUUUGCAGUACGUGAGCGCACGGACGUUUUCAUGUCCGAGGAAGUAGCCGCGGUGCGGGGGGGGUCCGCGAGCGUCGUCUACGCGGUGGUUGUAUCGUAGUGCGAAACAGAGGAAUCGAUCGGAUUGCUCGUCACCAUCGUCAGUUAGCACUGCCUCGCCGUUGAUUAUCCCAAUAGUUCGACUGACAGCAUCUGACGACGUUACCAUCAGCAGCGUGGUUACAUCACGCCACCCUGAGAAGGCGAAUCCAACGGAUCCUUCGGAUCCGAUCGAAACGGAUAGAGCGCCUUGCGUGCGUACGUACGUACGUACGUGUAUACGUGCGUGCGUGCGUGCGUGCGUGUGCGCGUGCAUUUUUUUUCCCCAUCUUCGUUUCGGAUACACGAAGAGGUGCGAGGAAAAGAAUUUGCCAGUAAAAUGGAGUUGCGUUUACACUCGCCAGCAGGAGCGGAACCAAUUGUGUAUCAAUGGCCUCUCACCUCUGGAUCAGGAUCAGAUCGUUUGGAUGGAGCAUUGGAUGUUAUCGAAACUAUGCGCUGGGUUUGCGAAGAUUUGCCUGAUCUGAAAUUACCUUUAGAGAAUAAUAUUUUUUCCGACUAUAAUCCGAAGAAUUAUGAAAGUAUGAAAAGCUUAUGUGACAAAUUCAACAGAGCCAUCGAUAGUUUAGUACAAUUGGAAAAAGGCACCAGUUUACCAUCCCAGAGGCUAAAUAAAAGACCUAGUAGAGGUUUACUUCGUCAUAUACUUCAACAAACUUAUAAUCAAGCUGUGGUUGAACCAGAUAAGUUGAAUCAAUAUGAGCCAUUUUCACCAGAGGUCUACGGCGAAACGAGUUACGACCUUGUAUGUCAGAUGAUCGAUCAAGUACGUGUGACGGAGGACGAUGUCUUUGUUGAUUUAGGUUCCGGAGUUGGUCAAGUCGUUCUGCAAAUGGCGGCGUUGACUUUAUGCAAAAUUUGUAUUGGUGUAGAGAGGGCUGAGGUACCAUCUACAUAUGCACAGAGCAUGGAAAUAAAUUUUCGAAAAUGGUUAAACUGGUACGGAAAACGAUGCGGCGAAUAUCGUUUAAUCAAGGGAGACUUUCUAGUGGACGAACAUCGUGAAAGUAUUACCGGAGCUACGAUAGUGUUUGUUAAUAAUUUUGCGUUUGGUCCAACAGUCGAUCAUCAGUUGAAGGAACGAUUUGCUGAUUUACGCGAUGGCGCUCGUAUAGUAUCCUCGAAGUCGUUCUGUCCGUUAAACUUUCGAAUAACGGACAGAAAUCUAAGUGAUAUCGGCACAAUAAUGCAUGUCUCAGAAAUGUCACCGUUAAAAGGCUCCGUUUCUUGGACUGGUAAGCCGGUGUCGUAUUAUUUGCACGUAAUCGAUCGAACUAAAUUAGAACGUUACUUCCACCGCUUGAAGAACAAUAAACAAGGUGGCUUAGAUGAAAACUCUGAUUCUGUGAUAAGUAACACUGCCAGCAAUAGUAGUAAGGUUUCUAAUAGGAAUGACAGAGCUGACAGAGCCAAGAGAGACCUUUCGAGGCAAUUAGACAGUCCGAACAAUUCGGAGCAGCAAGGAACGAAUAGCGAUUCUGAUCUCGAUGAUACCACCAUCAAGAGUCGUCGACAGUCGAACAAAAUUCGGCGGAAGUUCAAUAGAAAAACUACGAAUGGCAUUACGAGGGCCCCGGCCAGAGGUAGACAGAGAGGAAGGGGUGUCAAGAGAGCCAAGCCGAAAAAGGCGAUCAAUAUAUCUGGUCUCGACUUGUUGCACAGUCAAACUUUGCUUAGCACGUCACCUCAAGCUCUUGGGAAGAAGCCUCCACCUGCUCCUGGUUGUGUAGAUCAACAACUGUCUUCGCUGUCGCUUUCUUUGCAGUCGCAUUCCACCUCGGUGCACGAGGAACUCAGUAUACCACCCGCUCCGUCCGCAACUCCUUACGCUCUACAAAUACUCCUGGACUUGUACAGGGACCAAUUCAUGCUUAUGUUAGAAUCAAUGAGAAUGCCGACUUACAAAGUAUCCGUCAAUACGGAUAUCGCGAAAGAAAGGGAAAGGAACUCCAAGCUCCAGUCGAGAGCGGCGCAAUUGGAGAAGCAGAUCAAAGUCUUGAUAGACGAUAGCGUAGCUCUCUUAAAAGCUAGAAUGACUGAAUUAGGUAUCAAUGCUACGUCGCCGGGUGAUCUAUUAGCGAAAGCCAAAGAGAUAGUUCUGAGACACAAACAGCUGCAGGCUAAAGCGAGCAAGUUGCAAGCGCAAGUGGCGUCUAUGGAAACUGAACAGAGCAGAUUGGUGGCGCUCAGACAUCAAGAGUUGCAGGAGAAAUAUAACGGACACGCGAACGCAAACGGCAUGACAAAUCCACCUCAAUCGCUCACUCAGGAUUACAUAUUGAAAGAAAUUUCCGCCACCUUGUCUCAGCGUAAACGAUUACAUUCUCAAGUUUCGAAAUUGGAACACGAGUUAAACGUGUUGGAGAGAACGAGCAACGAAAAGCAGGUAGUAGCCGCCAUUGCUCAGCAACAGAGAGACGCGAUAGGAAGCAAGCACUCGCAAAACUUACACCAACAGCCGGGUAGUAAGAACGGAGCAUCGCGAAAAAGUAGGGAAGGCCGCUCGAGGUCGCAGGAAUGGCCCGACGUUCCGGAUAUAGGCAAGAUACAAGAGAAUAAUCCGGAAAUAUUGGCGCAAAAGAUUUUGGAAACGGGAAGGCAAAUAGAGGCGGGUCGCAUUCCGAGCAGACAGAGCGCGAAUAGCAAUAGUAAUUCCCGAACCAGACUGUCGCAGGCGUCCCUUAGCUUCUCCACCACAUCAUCCUCCAUUUCGUCCACGCAAUCGCAGAUGACCAAUAAGGACGCGUCGAGUAGAACUCAGGAGCCGCCGAGGGUCGCGAAUUUUGAGGACAGACUGAAAAGCAUCAUCACGAGUGUGCUGAACGAGGAUCAGCAAAACAGGAAUAAGCAACAGCAGAUGCAGUUGCAAUUACAAAACCAGUCGGAAUCCGAGAGAAAACGCAUUCCGUUGCCGCAGAAUGUUUCCACCCCGGAUUACACUCAGGUUUCACCCGCGAAGCUAGCGCUUCGCCGUCAUCUCUCGCAAGAACGCCUCUCGUCGUCUCAUUUGACAUCGUCCGACAGAUCGGCAGUCGAUUCCAGACAAUCACUGAGUCACGACAAUCGGCUUGUGGCGAGCGGCAGCGGGUUGCUCGGCACGAGAACGAUUGGCGAUCUCGUGAGCGGGGAAAUAGAGAGAACGCUCGAGAUAUCCAAUCAGUCUAUAAUAAACGCCGCCGUUGAUAUCAGCACGAUGAUGAGACCCGAAACUGUGUACUCGCCUAUCAGUAGGCCGGCGAGUGCCGAAGGUGACGCGGGUCUGUCGACUUUGGCGCAUGUGGCUAGUUACGCGCCCACUUCUUCGGGAGCCUCCACCUCCACACCGACGACUAGCUCAAGAUCAUCUGUGCUCUUCACUCCGGUUACGCAAUCACAAAGGUAUACACCGGUUCAACUGCCGCGAGCGGAUAUCAAACCUUAUCACGAGUCCUAUUUCUCGGAUCCUUCUCAGUCGCUCACGCAGCCCCAUCCGGCGACACCGCCUCUGCAUUCGUCUCAGAGCGCGUCAAACGGGGAAUUGUUACCCGUAGAGGGGCUCGCGGCGUCAUUGCACGCUCGAAUACUGAAUAAUCACAAUAAUAACGGCAAAACCGAGUCGACGCUUUCCAGCAGAAGAUUUCAGCCGUAUCCGCGAUACACUACAAACAGUAAUAGUAGCGGCGGCGCAACAACAAGCGGCACUGCGAUCUGUCAAUCGCAACCGACGAUGUCGGUGAAAACGGAAGCGGUUGUGUCGUCGGUGAGCACUAGCGGAGCGCCGCUGAGUCCUCUCGUGGAACCGCAUUCCAAUACAUCGACGCCGCUAGUCGACGAACCACAAAUGACAACGCAGAGGCAGCGAAGCGCUGUGGGGGACGACGAUGGAGAAGCUGAUUGGCAAGAUCGCAUUAGCUCAGGGUUUGAUCGUUUGGUCGCAUUUGCUUCUACAGAAUUGGAUAAACGUAGACGAUCAACGGAAGGUGUGAACACAAGCCCUGACAGUGGAUUAGGUUCAGAUAGCGCGGUAACGGGACCGCCACCCGUAGUUCCUUCACCCGACGAAGCUUUAGGACCACCGAGAACACCCUCCCCGACUAGUCCCCGUCCUGCGAAUCCAUCCAGCAAUAAUCCUUCGAGCGGCACAUCCUCCUCGGUACCUCUGAAAUAUCAACGACAGUCAGAUCCCGAACGACAUCACUUUAAGAAGAAGUUCUUUCAUCGCGAUUGGAAUAAUUCCGCAAGUACUAGCAAGUUUCGUCCGAAAGGCAAAGAUUGGGAUUGGAAUCAUUCCGGGCAGUGGCCUCCGAAUGACGAACAGUCCUAAUUGUAAUAAUUUUUUAUAAUUGAAAAACUCGAAAAUGAUAAAAAAAAAAAUAAUUUUCCUUGCUUUCUGUGAGAGAUGAAGGCGCUCGUUUUAAUUUCACACUUAUUAUUAUAUUAUUAAUUAGAUUUGUUUUUGUUUUGUUAUUUAUAAUAAUACUCUUGCGUAAUAUAUUUAAUUAUUAGCAUAUUUAAUCGUGGAACACAAUAACAUACAGUUCACAAUAUGCACGCGAAAGAGGUAUUUUGUAUAAUUUCCAAACUUAACGAAAACAAGAAAAGCAGAGUGCGCCUAUGUGAGUGCUUGAACUUGAAAUCGAUACUGACAAAUGCUUGUGGUUCACGUAGCAUAAAAUUUGUAUUAUAAUGAAUGUAGUUACAAGACUAUAAUUAAUAAGAUAGCUAACGGAUUCAUGGAUUCAAGUCUGUACGCUUAAGGUUGUAAAACUGUUAACAUUUAUGCAUAUUGAGAGGAAUUUACAGAUCUUGAAAGAAAAUUAUCAAACAUUGUCAUUGACAUAGCACUUUAAUUUAUUAUUAUGAUUUUUUUAAAUCAGAUUUUCGCGAGGCUUUAUGAAUAAUUAUUAAAAAUUCGGUCUCCUCCGAUAUGAUUAUACAACAUUGUUGGGAUUGGUACACCAUGUCUGUGUAUAAUAGAUUCAAAGGUUUCGUAAUCUACGCCUAUAUAUAUAUAGUAUGUAUACACACACACACACAACACAACACACACAAACACAUACUCACACGCGCGCGCGCGCACACACACUCAAAUGCAUAUACAUACAUGAAAUGGUUAUUGCACAUUGAACACAUUAGGGAAAUAUGUUAUAGAAACUGACCUUGUAUUAUAAUGGGUGUACGUAUGUGUGUAUGUAUAUAUGUUGUAUGUAUGAUCGUACGUACUACAGGCGUAAUUACAGUGGACCGAUCGGAACAAUUGGCAUUCGAGGAAAGAGAGAGGAAAAAGCAAGCCAGCAAAACCUCUGUGUGUUCGUAGCAAAUAUUUGCUGCAAAUUUUAUAUGCGGCUAUAUCUUCCACCGUCUCUGGAAGAUGUAUACCUAAGUGUUCACUCUGUGGCUCAUAGAGUUAUGGCAACGGACCGCGAAAAAAAAAAAUAGUCACUCAAAAUACAUUUUGUGUAUUUUGAGGCGGGAAGUUGAAAGCGAAUUUGUUUUCGGUACGUAUCUAUAUACAUCGUUGUACAAUUGUAUGCGAAAUAUCCAAAGAAUUGCAGUUGCGAGUCAGUUUACAAAGUUUUAAGUGAUGCACCCGUAUUGGGCAUCGCAACAUGGUUUUUGGUGCUGCGAGAUGAAUUCAGUACAUCAAGUAAACAUCAAGUAAACAUCAAUUAGUAGUAUUUCAAGUCGAUGCUUUAUAAAAGCGAUUUUUUUGUGUGUAUAAAGGUCCUUUCUUAUGUUGCCGCUGCGUUAUUCUGACCAUAUAUAUGUAUAUGUGUAUGCAUAUAUACACACAUAUACAUAUAUGGUUCCGUACAUAUAUAAUCAUAUAGAUAUGAUCAUAUAUGUAUAAAAUAUUAUCACGUUAGACUGUGAAAAAUUAGUUAUCGUAUUAUUUAAUAUAUCCCUUAUACGUCAAUAUACAUUUAUAGUUAUAACAAGUAUUUGCCAACUAAAUACACUGCCGAAUCUUCUAUCGAUUAAUUUUAUUAUUGAUCACAACUAUUAUUUAUUGUUUUUAUUGAAAUAUUUUAAUACUAUUACUAUUUGUAACAAGUAAAGAGUAUUUCUCUUUUAAUUCUACCUUCCCGCACUUGACAGUUUUCUAAUUUAAAUAACAUGAAUGAAUAAUUUGUUUUCGAAUAAUUAGGGUAAUUGUCGUUUUCUUCUCUACCAAGAUAAAUUUAUGCAGCACGGUUUAUCGAUAUGUAGUGAGUGAUGGAUUUUGUUACCGGUCGUAAUUUUGGAAUUCAAAAAAAAUCAAAUUGUUAUAAAUUAAAAUCGAGUGUUUGCGACUGUUAUCGAUA